UAUGGAUUAAGAUUAGAGAGGCCUUUCACCUUAAACUUCUAAAUCAUCAUCCCAUUAAAAUUAAGUGCCAAGGUCUAAAGAAUUUCCACUUGAUUUCUUUAUCUAAAAGAAGUUUAUUUCUGAUGAUUUCAAAUCUAUAUUAGAAGAAGCACAAGUAUAAUUUUAAACCUAAAUAAGCAAAAAUAUUCAUUAAAAUCUAUUCAUUUUAGUCAGAAAUAUUAAAUCCCAGACUUAGAAGGUCAAGCAUUUACAAUAGAUGAUCCUGGAGAAAAUAAAAUGAAUUCUAAAUGUGAUGCUGCUUUUUUUAUACUUCAAUAAUUGUAUGAGAGAUGGAAAUAAUAAAUCAAUAUUAUCCUCUUAAUUCCAGAAGGUAUUAUUAUUUAUAUUAUGAUUUAGGAAUUGUAUCAUUUUUGAUAGGAUCUAAAGGAUCAUAGCUUGCUAAAAUCAAUGAAGAAACAAAUGCUAAAAUCACAGUUAAUCAACCUAUUCUUAACUACUCUCCUAGAACUGUUAAAAUUGUUGGUGAUCAAAUUACUAUUAAUUGUGCAAUUAGAGCUAUAACUAAAAAAAUGUAAGAGAGAGGAAUAUCUUAAGAAGAUUAUAAAAAAGUUCCUGAAGCUUUAAAUCCAUAAAAAGUAAAUGCAAAAGUAUUAUAACUCAAAAAAAUAAUAUAGGCAAAACUCAUUUUUCAAUCUUAAAUUGCUGAUUAUAUAUUGAAAAACAAAAAUGAUGUAGAACUUAAAUAAAAUGUUUCAAUAAAAGCAAAAGAAAAUAAUGACAUUAGACUCACUGUAAUUAUUAUAUUAAUCAAUUUCUUUUAGUAAAAAUGUAAACUUAAAAGAGAUGAUAAAAUAAUUUAAUUAUAAGGCACUUUAUCUAAUGUUUAAGAUGCUUUGUCAUAUCAGAUCAGAAGAGUUUUUGAUCAUUUUAAAAAAUAAGAAUUAGAAAUCAAAAUUAUUAUGCCAGCUAGUUAUGCCUCUAAAUUAAUUGGAGCUAGUAUCUAUUAUACUUAUUUCUUAGAGGGUUGUUAAAUUAAAGAAUUAGCUACUAAAUCUAAAGGAGCUUAAAUUAAAGUCUUAUCAGAUAAAGAUGAAACUGAUCAUGAUUAUCGUACAUUAUUUCAAUUCAUUUUAUAGAUUGUAUUGUUUAAAUAGCAGGAACUCUAUAAAAUAAAUAAGAUGCUAGCAAAUUAGUUCUUUAAUAAAUUGAAUGUUUCAAAAAUGGAGGACCUGUAUAAUUAUUAUAUUUAUAUAGAUAAUGGAUAAUGGGAAGUUUUUAAAUGAUGAUAAUUUUAAUUAAACAUCUUAAUUACCUUAUAAUUAAAAUUAUGAAGAAUCUAAAAUGAAGAGGUUUAAUAUAUCUACAUCCUUUUUAGAUAAAAAUCCAGUUCACUAUCUGAAAGAAAUUCAAGAUCAAGAUCAUAAUCUAGAAGAAAACAUAAACAUUAAAGAAAAAGAUCUAUUGAAAGAAGAUCUGCAUCAUCCAGGUAUAAUAAAUUUAAAUAUAAUUUAUUAUUUAGUUUGUCUAAAAGAAGAGAAAGGUCUAAUAUUUUAUCAACUAAAAUGAUUAUUUCUAAUGAUUUGAUGCGCAGUUUAGAAAAAUUUCAUAAAAUAUAAGAAUUGACAUCGAGAUAUAAUGUAGACAUCUAAGCAGAUGACUUGGUACUAAUCAAAUCUAAAAAAAUAGAGAAGAAAUUCUGAAUUUUACUUGAGAAUAAAAGGCAAAUUAAAAAAUUGUUUAUUUGCUAUAGAAGAUAUUUUGUAUGAGCAACAAAAACUCCUAAGAGAAUGAAUAUUAAAUAUAACAAAAAAUUAAUAAUA
This is a messenger RNA of Paramecium sonneborni, 1820 nucleotides long. The record is from the annotation of a GenBank genome assembly. NCBI's taxonomy places the organism in Eukaryota, Ciliophora, Oligohymenophorea, Peniculida, Parameciidae.